GGCAGCUUCCCACGUUUUCAACCUACACUCAACUAACUUCCAGCCACGAGAACUCUGCAGCCAUGGUCAGACGACCCCUCGAGGCAGAUCACCCUCCCGCCGAAUCAUCCGUGCUCGUCAGGACCCGAGUCCAAUCUCCGCGCAGUGACAGCGACCGAAGCAGUCCAAGACAAUUCACGCCUUCUUCGACUAGAAGUCGUUCGCAGUCUGCUGACCUUCUCGAACCUUUGGAAAUCGACCCAGAUGUGCCAAUUCCUUCAAUUGAAAGAGAGUCUGAUGAGGCCUCGAGCCUCUCUGCUCACAACAAUCUAUCUGUGCGCGCCAGAACACCUUCCUUUUCUAUUACGCCGCCUGUUACGGAGGGCAUUGCGACUCCAAUUCCUUCAUCCCCCAGCAACCGUUGGACAAGUCCGACACCGUCCUCUACAGUGCCCGCCUUAACUGAGCGUAUUGGUCAGCUAGAGCUGUCUGGAGAGCCGGUAAGGCGCCAAACAUCAUCUAGUAUAUCUGAUGGUAAAGUUUCUGCUCCAAGUCCUGUGGACAAUGUUACCCGUAUCAUGGAGAAUAUCAGAUUGGGCACGGAAACCCCACGGCCUGAUACUCCUACUCCGGCCACUUACCUUCAUCCGCGAUCCCCAAGCCCCAACGUAUCAAUUGACGGGGCGGAUCGCAAUACAAGAUCUGCCUCCCGCCGUAGGUCGGGCUCUUAUGUCGAUCCGACCCCUCACAAUGUCACAGAGGAAGAACCCCCGCAAGAGCCGUUUCACGAGCCAGAGUUUCAGCGGGAGUUUGCCAACGCAAAGAACCUUGUGAGCGAUUUGGUCAACGUGCUUGCAAGCUCGUCGCUGCACCAUGAAGCACAGUCCCGUAUACGCGCCUUGUACUUGCAGGCUGUCGAUUUGAGUCACUUCCAAAAGCCCGCUACUCGUACUGUGGGCUUGGUAGGGGACUCGGGGGUUGGCAAAAGCAGUCUUCUGAACUCACUUUUGGAUUUCGAAGGCUUCGCUCGAUCGAGUAACAGUGGGUGGGCAUGUACUUGUGUUGCAACUGAGUAUCACUACCACGAGCAUGAAAAUUUCGCCAUUGAGACGGAAUAUUUCACUGUGGAUGAGCUUCACGAUCAAUUCAGCGAGCUUCUGCAAUCAUACCGACAAUAUCAUCUUCGCGAUACCCAGGACAAUGACAUGGGAGAAGACAAAGAAGAUCUCAAAAAGAAAGCGAAGGUCGCUCAAGACACGUUCCUUGCUGCCUUCCGGCACCGCCUAGCGCAUAAUGAACGAUUCCUUCUCGACAAUUCCGAGGUGACUGUCCUCCAGACAUUGCUAACCUGGGUCAGGAAUUCCCAUCUAGCUCUAUUGGAAAGGCCUGGCGCAGGGGCAGAAAGAGAAUUCUUCGAGGAGGCAAGCCAGUGUUCUCGCCGCUUGACCGAGCUUACCUCGGAGCAAAAUUCUUCGAAUGAAGCCUCCACAUGGCCCUUCAUUCGAAAGAUUAAAGUCUAUCUCAAUGCAUUUAUUCUGAGCAAGGGCCUUGUACUCGUCGACCUUCCAGGUCUUCGUGACCUCAACUCGGCUCGGCUCAAGGUCACCGAGAGGUACCUGCUCAAUUGCGACGAAAUUUUUGCCGUAUGUUAUAUAGGUCGAGCUACCACUGAUGCUAGUGUAAUGGGAGUAUUCGACCUCGCCAGGAGGGCUUCGCUGUCGAAGAUUGGGAUCAUUUGCACGAAAUCCGAAGAUAUUCUGGCAGAGGAAGCUAAGGAGGAUAGGAAUGGAGAGGCUAGAACACGCAUCGAGAACUUCACCAGCAACAUCGACAAGAUGAAGAAAUCCUUGGGCGCGAUCGACCACGAAAUAAAAGAAUUCAGCAUCGAUAGUGAUACCGAAGCCGAGGUUGACGAAGAAGAGAGCCGUGAGCUCGUGCGGCUUCACAAUGCCUCUAGAAAGUUAAAAAAACGGAUCAAGAAAGAACAGUUCGAGUUGAAAACCUUCCUCGUGAAUACUCGCAAUCAGCAAGUCACAGCCUCGCUUCAGACAAUCUACCAGCAGCGGAUUCCUGGAGGAAACUUGCCAGUUUUCUGCAUUAGCAAUCUUGAUUACUGGGAGCAUCGAAAGAAACCAAAAGCCGAGUCCAUGCCCUUCCUCCAACUGUCUGGAAUUUUGCAAGUCCGCAAAUAUUGUCUUUCCAUUGUCGCGGAAAGCCAGCUACGGGCGGCAGUCAGCUAUAUGACUGAUGCCAUUCCAGCACUGCUGGGAUCUGUUGAGCUCUGGGUUCAAUCUGGCGCGGGAAGUUUGAGCGCCGAAAGGAAACAAACUAUUCGAAACAGCAUUGAAGAGAUCGAAGAUGCCCUAGACACCUUGAAGCUGCCUGGAUCCUCUGUCAAUGCGACCGCGCGGGCAAUGGAGCAGCAAUUUAAUACCCGGAUAGUUCGUACCAUGAGACAAUACUCGAACGAUUGGAGUGAAGCUGCACAAGAUGCAAGUAUGGAAUGGCAAGGGUGGAAUCAUGGUACUUAUUCCGCCUUCUGUCGAAAGUACGGGGACUACAAUACAACUGCGGUUGGAAGGCGCUGCUGGAACGAAGAAGCUAUUCAAGCCAUGGUAACCCAGCUGGCCACCCCGUGGCGGACUCUUCAACAAGACCUUCAAGCCUCUCAGGAUGACCUGCUCGACGCGAUUGACGGUUGCUUCGAUUCUGUUAUAGCUCUAUCUGAUUCAACCGAUGGCACGACACGCUCACUGCGGACUUUGAAUAGGACCAUGAGGCACAGACAGGCCCUUCUCCUUUCUGCCGUGGAGGAACUGGAAGACAAUUUCCAGAGCGAUUUAUCCAUUCUCCGUACCGAUGCCUUUUCGGGCAUUCGCACCUCGUUCAUUGGUCAGCUUAUGGAAGUGUCGUAUACCAGAACCAUCCAAGAGCAAGGCACCGGAAGCGACAUGAGGCGCAAGAGAAUCAUCCGAGACGGGUUUGGCGACGACCGGCUCUUCGACAAUCACCGCCGACGAUUUAGAAACAGAUUCUCCGACCUGGCCCGCGAUCUACAAGACAAUAUCCAAGAGGCUAUCGCCACGCACCUCGCCGCCAUUCAGAGUGACUUGGACACCCUGAAGAACGAAAAUGUGGCCCUGGAGAGCGAGCGGCAUCCCGAGUUCCGCAGACGGGUCGAGGAAGCGGUGCGCGAUAUCAGACACCGGAUGGAGGAGGCCUACACGGUUGUUUCUCGUUUCAGGACGGCCGCUGCUUGAGCGAGAAAACACUGAGAGGUUGGGAAACCGCCAUGUACGAACAAUAUGGAGCUCCAGGCGUCGAUUUCGUGUUCAAGACGGAGCAUUAUGCUGACGAACCUCAGGGCGACGCUGGUCUAGGUUUGUCUCGUAGACCUUGAGCCAGGCUGGAGCUCAACACAAACCGUAGAUCC
Messenger RNA from Cladophialophora immunda, 3412 nucleotides. RefSeq lists its product as uncharacterized. The transcript is spliced from 16 exons. Bases 63 to 3239 code for a protein of 1058 amino acids. The record is from RefSeq and is a predicted model, not a curated record. Lineage: Eukaryota; Fungi; Ascomycota; Eurotiomycetes; Chaetothyriales; Herpotrichiellaceae.